UUAAGGCUGAAUCCUGGACAAGGAGCACCUAAAGUGACUUCAGCUUGCGGUUGGGCCCCCACUCAGCUUGGUGGGCGCGUGCGCAAGGGAGGACUGCCAGCUCCGGCUCCCGAGGUCUGCUCAAGCGUGGCUCUGGGUGGCUGGCACUGCACGUGGGCGCAGCGCGAUUCCCAGGCUGCCAAGGUGGGCGCGGGCUGUGAGCGCAGCCCUCCCCCCAACCGGGCUUAGGAUGUGCACUCUCCACCCAGUGCUGGGACUACUGCUCGUGGGGGCUCUCCGAGCCUUCCCGCAGAAUCGAGCCCCCGCGGAUGCCUGUGCCAGAGACCCUGGGCACUACUAUGACAAGGAUGCUGGAAAGUGCUGUUACCGCUGCCCCACAGGGCAUUUCCCGAAGCGGCCGUGCCCACAGGGCUCAUUUGACUGCUGUGACCCGGACUACUACUUGGACAAGAACAACCGGUGCACAGCCUGCGUGAGCUGUGGAGAUAACCUCGUGGAGAAGAAGCCAUGUUCACGGAACUCCUCCCGCGUCUGCGAGUGCCGGGCUGGCAUGUUCUGUCUCACAACAGCCGCCAACUCCUGUGCCCGCUGCUCCCCUCACUCCACCUGCCCCACAGGGUUGAUUGUCAAGUUCCAAGGUACAGCAGAGAGGGACACUGUCUGCGAGCUGCCUUCCCCAGGGGCCAGCCCUGACUGCAGCACCAGCCCGGAGGACUGCGAAGCGCCAGCCAGUGGCACCACCCUCCACGGCAAACCCAUCCUGACCUCGGCAAGCUCCAAUGCCAGGACCACACUUCUUGGAAGGGACACUCUCUUCACCCCGGAAAAUGAUUCCAAAAUGACAAGGACUCCCAUCCCUCCCCCCGCCAUGGGGAAGCCCAGUCCGGAUCCAGGGCUGUCCCCACAGCUGUGCCCACAGGGGUCAUCUGAUUGCAGGAAGCAGUGUGACAAGGACUACUUCCUGGACAGGGACGGCCGCUGCACGGCCUGUGUGAGCUGUUCAGGAGGUGACCUUGUGGAGAAGACACCUUGCACGUGGAACUCCUCCCGUGUCUGUGAAUGUCGACCUGGCAUGGUCUGUGUCACAUCAGUCACCAACUCCUGUGCCCGCUGCAUCGCCUGUCCCACCUUCCCACUAGGUACAGCUGAGAAGGACACCGCCUUUGAGCCGUCUUCCACGGGGACCCACCUUAACUGCAACACCAACCCAGAGGACAGCAAGGCACCCUCCAGCACCGCCCUCACAGACUCCGAGACCAGAAAGGGGCACGGAGAGGGCGUCACCCAUGCCCUGGGAGACGCCUCCAUCUCAACAAGUGCUCCCAUCUCUUUCUCUUCCAUGGGAAGGCCCAUUCUGGUUUCUGGGGGCCAGAAGGAGGGAGGCUAUGCCCAGGCGAUGGCAUCCACUGGUUCCUCACCCUCUAGAAAUGGACCCACGCUUCUCUGGUUGAUCAUGGCGCUGGUGGUGGUCGCUGUUUCCAGCUCCUUCCUCCUGUGCCACCGGAGGGCCUGCUGGAAGUGGAUUCGGCAAAAGCUCCACCUGUGCUACCCAGUCCAGACCUUCCGGCCCAAGCUGGACCCCGUGGAUUCCAGACCUCGGAGGAACACCAUGCAACUGACGAGCACUGUGACAGACCCCUGCACAGAAAAACUGGGGUUAAUGAGUCCCCCGGCUGUGGAGACCUGCCCCAACGUGGGGGCAACCUCCCUGGAGAGCCUGCGGCUGCGGGAUGCCAGCCCAGUUGGCAGCCCCUCGUCCCCCAGGGAACUUCCUGAGCCUCGAGUAACCACAGAGCAUACCAAUAACAGGAUCGGUGAGUUGGCCUGUUGAGAGGGGUCCUGGCAUGGUCAGGCUUAAGAGGACGGUGGGGAGAUAGGUGCUGGGUCUUGGGCCCCCAACUGGAACCAGAUACCCUGGGUCUGGAAGGACCAGCAAGGAAGAGAUGUGGGUU
This is a messenger RNA of Hipposideros armiger (great roundleaf bat), 1952 nucleotides long. It is a transcript of the gene TNFRSF8, whose product is annotated as TNF receptor superfamily member 8. Gene Ontology annotation, biological process: signal transduction. The record is from RefSeq and is a predicted model, not a curated record. The transcript is spliced from 16 exons. Lineage: Eukaryota; Metazoa; Chordata; Mammalia; Chiroptera; Hipposideridae. The coding region runs from base 230 to 1831 and encodes 533 amino acids. Gene Ontology annotation, molecular function: transmembrane signaling receptor activity; protein binding.